UCCCUGUUGCGCCCUGAUCUCCCUGUUGCGCCCUGAUCUCCCUGUUGCGCCCUGAUCUCCCUGUAGGACAUGAUUCCGGUAAUAAUUUCUCUCCAUUCCUGUCUUCUCUGAGGACGUGAAAUCCUUACUCAGCACUUUAUACUCAGGAACAAUAGGAGAGACAUUGUUGCUAAGUUCCCUGAAUGCGCCUUUUACAGUCAACACAGAAGAUCUGCAGUUUGCAUUUUGUGAAUGGAGAUUACUUAGUAUCCAGGCAACUCCGACCCUGCAGAGAGGAGCACCGGAGACUACCGAGGAGGGGCCACCAUGUGUGUACAUGACUACAGCCGCUCCGCACCUCAUAGACUGAGGAGAUUACCUGAGAUAAGAAUGUCCGUCGGUAUCAGACAUCUGGAUGAUGAAGAACGUGAAUACUUCUUCCCCCAGCAAUUGAAAUUUUGCGCCAAUGAAAAUCUGACCGUGAAAAGAAGCGAAAAUUUCAUGAUUCCGAAGACUGUUUUGGAGCCGAACAUCUGGAAAAAGAAGCCUCCGGACUUCAGCGUCAGGUUGUACAGAUCUCUGAAUUUACCGAGGAGGUCGGAGGAAAACUGCGCGAAGGAAAGGAAGAACGUAAAUCAGAUUCCUACGAAAAACGUGAUGGAGGCCAUGAGAGACGCCCCUCCCCCUGCGCUACAGAAAUCCAAGGAACCCAAGAGAUUCCUUACAAGAUUUAAGCCGCUGGAUCCAUUAGGGGGCAGCAUAAUAUAUGUUAAAGAAGGCCUCUACCCCAAGGAGAAAUACAAGGAUCCCCAACCACACGACUUCAGGCAGUAUCAGACUGGUUUCCCUGAUUUUGCUACAAGUUACUCCCGGGAUCCAUUUAACCUCAAGUUUAAAGCCCAAGUUCUGAAUUCCUCGUGUGACCUCCCCCCCCUAGAAGCCAAGAGGAGCACGGUGAGGGUGAAACGCUUCGUCUUACAUAGGCCUGCCGACCCACAGUGGGACUCUCAGCUGAUCCUGCCCCGGAGCCCCUGGCCGCCCAAGUCCGCGUCAUAUACUGUACCUUCAGUUGGUGCACAUUGAACAGAUGGGGCCCAUACAAAGUCCUGCUCCACAGUAUUACUUGGAAUUGGCUGAAACUCUGAAAUGUCCGCAACAGAUCUCAAGG
Messenger RNA from Hyla sarda, 1147 nucleotides. RefSeq lists its product as uncharacterized. Lineage: Eukaryota; Metazoa; Chordata; Amphibia; Anura; Hylidae. Bases 307 to 1062 code for a protein of 251 amino acids. The record is from RefSeq and is a predicted model, not a curated record. The transcript is spliced from 5 exons.